Adineta ricciae is the source of this 480-nucleotide messenger RNA. The record is from the annotation of a GenBank genome assembly. NCBI's taxonomy places the organism in Eukaryota, Metazoa, Rotifera, Eurotatoria, Adinetida, Adinetidae.
AUGCCUAGUCGAGUUACAAAUAUUCUUCUGCCUAUUAUUGCGGUGAUCGUGUAUUUAUGUCUCGAUGUGUUAUACGUCUUCUUCGCGAGAAAUCGUUACGUACCAGUUAUAAGCAAUAUUCAAAAAGGAGAUCCAGUUGAGUUCGAUUUUGUCGCAGCGAUUGUUUGCUAUGCAAUCUUAGCCGUUGGCUGGUAUUUCAUUGCUGUUGCACUAGCUUUGUCUUACUUUGAUAAGCUUCAACAACGUCGACCAACAUGGACUCCAUUAGCUACAAGUGCGAUGAGUGGACUCGUUGGUGGUGUUCUAUUUGGAUUUGUCGUUUUUGGCGUAUUUAAUUUAACAACACGUGCGUUGUUCUCUCAUCGAUAUCCUUUGUCAAUUGUUUUACAAGAUAUGGCAUGGGGAACAUUGUUUAACAUGGUCUAUACAUGUAUUUAUAUGAUCAUUUGGCGACGACUCAAUGUUCCUGUGGAAUUAUAA